AUGGAAGCCCGACCCAGCAGGAUAGAGUGCUUGGAACUCCCCGAGCAGCCUGAGCCGAAGAACCCCGGGCGGGUGUUCCACACCGAGCGCGUCGCCCCGAGGGGCGCCACGGAGUCGGUAACCGAGCAGCUGGCGCACGGCGGCAGCGGCGACGGCGUGAUCGACGAGACGUUCGACACCAGCGUCAAGAUCGGAGAGGCGCUGGAGGGGUCGGCCAGGGCCAUCGGGGACAAGCCCGUGGAGCGCUCCGACGCCGCGGCGAUACGCGUCGCGGAGGCGAGCGCCCUCGGCGGCGAUGCGGGGCGCGGGGCGAUCCCGGGCGGGGUCGCCGAGCGCGCGCAGGCCGCGGUGGCGGCCAACGCCCGCGCCGCGCGCGACGAGGACAGAGUCACCAUGACCGACGUGCUGACGUGGGAGGCGACGAUGAAGCUGCCGACGGGCAAGGCGGUGACUAGCGAGGUCGCUGCGGCGGCAGCAGAGGCGGAGGCGGCGAACGACCCCCGAGCGGAGACGAACCCCCGUGGGGUGCAACAUGGUGGAGAAAGAGAUCGACAUGAGCCAGGGGCAGCCGAGGAGGCCGCAGCAGGCCGAGGACCUGCAGCACGGGCAGGAGCAGCCCGUCAAGUACGGCGACGUGCUGGACGUGUCAGGCGAGCUGGCCCAGCGGCGCGUGGCUCCGAGGGACGCCGCGCUGCUGCAGGCCGCGGAGCAGUCCGUGCUCGGCGGGACGCAGAGGGGCGGGCCCGCCGCCGUGCUACAGUCGCCGCGACGGUCAACGCCAGCGCGGGCCACGUGGGCAAGGCCCAGAUCACGGGCCCCGUCGCCGACGCCGGUGCCACCGUCAUCGAGGCCGAGCUCGCGGGCCGCCGCGUCGUCACCGAGUCCAUCGGCGGGCAGGUGGUGGCGAAGAUGAUGACCCCGGCGCCGGUGGCGAUGACGGACCCGCCGGGUGCGCUGGACAAGGACGCCGUCACGGUCGGCCGCGCGCUGGAGGCCGUGGUCGCGAUGGCGGAGGACAGGCCGGUCGACCAGAGCGACGCGGCGGCCAUCCAGGUCGCGGAGACGUGCGCCACGGGGUCCCACGCCACCAUCCCCGGAGGGGUGGCCGCGGCGGCGCAGUCAGCGGCUGAUCAGAACGCCCGCGCCUUGCGCGACGAGGACAAGGUCAAGCUCCGGAACGUCCUCUCGAACGCGAGGGAGAGGCUGCCGGCGGACAAGGGGGCGACGCGGGAGGACGUCGAGAGGGUGGUGUCCGCGGAGAUACGGAACAAGCUGGACGUGACGACCACGCCGGGCGGCGUGGCGGACGCGGUGACUACAGCGGCGCGGCUCAACCAGGAGCGCCCAAGGCCAUAG
Molecule: messenger RNA, 1356 nt
Organism: Miscanthus lutarioriparius
Lineage: Eukaryota; Viridiplantae; Streptophyta; Magnoliopsida; Poales; Poaceae
Source: the annotation of a GenBank genome assembly